Molecule: messenger RNA, 2678 nt
Organism: Beta vulgaris subsp. vulgaris (sugar beet)
Lineage: Eukaryota; Viridiplantae; Streptophyta; Magnoliopsida; Caryophyllales; Amaranthaceae
Exons: 17
Coding region: 135-2411 (758 amino acids)
Source: RefSeq, a predicted model, not a curated record
CUGAUCAGUCAAGGCCCGAAACUCCUUUCUCCCUUCAUCAGUUUCCCUAAAUCUGCAAUCUUACACAGUUACACUCCACUGUCCUGCGUAACGACUCUUUCUCUCUCUCCUCCGUUCUCUCCUGUGCCGCGCUCAUGGCGAUUCGAUACCGAAACCUUCGGCGAAUUUCACGCCUCUUGCCGCAACUUCUCUCAGGCCCAGGGUGUCAACAAUGUGUAGAACUAUCAAAUUUGGCUUCCGGUGUGACCUCGUUGGCGUGUACAUUGGAUAAGAUUGAUGCAACUGGUGCGUGGGGAGGCAGGCAGGUCUCAAGGUUGUCAACUGUAGCGGAGAUAUCAAAGGAUGUGCCUCAUGAAGUGGAUCUAAUUUCAUAUUUUAGGUCAACGUUUGAUCAUGUGGAAGGCCCUUCUCAUCGGUGGGUGAAUAUAUCUGAUAAGAGCAAGGAGUUCUUGAACGAAGAUGGAGCCUUUUUGUUGGUUGCCGGUGCAUUUCUAGACGGUCCUCCAGGAUCUCAAGGUGAUCGAAUACAUAUGUUUGAGAAAGUUAAGUUACUUCAGCAAAGGUACCCAUGGCUCAAUAUAUUCGGUUUCCAGUCUUGCUCCUCAAUUAGCUCUACGGAUGAUCAUGAUCACCUUAUCAAUGUUAUCAUGGAAGAAUACAUUACUUUUCCAAUUUUAUUGUGCAGUAAGAUUUUUCCGGAGAUGGCUAAUGGGAAUUGUUGCAUGCUGUUGAGAGGUCUCAGAGAUCCCCCAUUGUAUCACGAAAGGGACAUCAAUUUGAGUACUCUUCAUGAAGUAAUCAAAGAUUUGAGUGAGCAGCGUGACAAGAAUGCUGGUACUGCUAAUAAGUUGAGCAGUACUUGGUCGAAACCUUGUGGAGGCUUCAAGGAACCUUACCCCUGUUUGUCUCGGCAGAAUUUGGUUCUUGAUUUUCCCGCUUGCAUUUCAGCUGAUGAAUCUGGCAAUAGACUAUUUGUUUCAGACAUCAAUCAUCAUCGAGUUAUUGUAUUUGACUGCAGUGGGACGAUCUUGGACGUGAUCGGUUCUUCCCCGGGUUUUGAGGAUGGAGACUUUGAAACAACCAAACUAAUGCGGCCUGCAGCUUCCUAUUAUCAUUCACCUGAGGAUUGUCUGUAUAUAGUGGACUCAGAGAACCAUGCUAUCAGAAGAGCUGAUAUUGGCAGAAGAGUCCUCGAAACAGUGUAUCCAACCUCCAAUUCUAGAGGGAGAAUGGGAUUGUGGACAUGGCUGUUGGAUAAGCUAGGGUAUAGAAGAGAUGCAGGCUUGAAGUCUGUUGAAUUUGAUUCAGAGUCAUUGUUAUUUCCUUGGCAUCUGCUAAAAUCCGUGGAUGAUGACCUUUUAAUCAUGAAUAAAAGCUUUAACAGUUUGUGGAUCAUGGAUAUGGGUAGUGGCAUGAUUCGCAAUGUAGUCAAAGGGCAUGGAAAUAUAAUGGAGCACUGUGGCCAGCAGAUCAUGGAAAAGGUUUCGCACUUGAAAGAUAUUUCUCAUGAUGUCCUUCAGCAGCUAGUAUAUUCUAGUUAUCCACCAUUAGGUGGCAUCUCAUAUUCUGGUUUUGUCUCCUCUUUUGUUGAAUUGGGAGAUCAUUUGCUUGUCUGUGAUACAGUUGCUCAGAGGGUUUUGAUGAUGAACAAACAAGCUGGUUCUAUUUCAAGUAUUGAAUUCUCAAACUUCGGAAUUCUUGCCCUGCCUUAUUGGUUAUCUCGUUCUUUGGAGAGAGCGUUUGAUACGGGCAAUGUUUACGAGGAAGCUCAUUAUGAUCAUAUUCAGUAUUUCACACUGUUACCAGGUAAAAUAGAUGUGCAUUUGAGUAUUGAUAUUCCCGGAAGCACGGAACUGGUAGAACCUUUGGAAGAAUCUUAUGUUUGGCGUCAAGUAAGAGGGGCUGCUACAGAAGUUCUGGGAAUGAGUAGCACUGCAGCAACUGUGGAGAAGGUCGGCUCUGCUCAGCAGUGGUAUGAUGAGUUGGAUGGUCUUGCUUGCGAAGCAGAAUCAGAGGUCUCUUCAGAAGAAAAAACAACUCCGCCCAGAGACUUGGAAGAUGGCAAAAUUCACAUCAACUGUGUGGUCAAUACAAGUCCAGGAACAAGUGAGGUCAUAGUUUUGGCUCCACUCUAUCUGAAACUUCAUAGUAGUACAAAGACUUGCAAGGACACUCAAGAAAAGGCUGGUAUAAUAGCAGAGAUUCUGAAACCUGAUAGAAUGGGAAGGUCUGCAAGAGAUGCAUUUAUUCGUUCUUUGUUAAAUUUAAACAGAGAUUUAGGGGAGCUUGUGUUUUUGAAACCGUUAUGCAUAAAGCUGAGAUUUGAGAUUAUCAACCCUCCAAAAGCUGAAAACUCGAGGGACAUCAUAUUAACUGAUUCAACAAUUGAUGCUUAUGUAACCCUCAGUUAGUGUAUGUCUAGAAAUUCGAAGAUGCGAGUAUAAGUAACAACAUAGAAUAGUCCUAAAUGCUCUAAUGAUCAAGAUCCAUUUUUUGGAUAUAGUUCCCUUGUUGUAUAAUAGAGGACCUGUAGAAAAUGAGUUUCCUUUUUGUUUAUUCCUUACCUUUUAUUGCCCAGCUCUUGUAUGAGUAAUUGAGUAUACGAAGGCUUUGAGAUACGCUGCCAAAGCUGGUUUUUGGUCAACAUGAUCUUAUAAAUGUUCACGAUUAUUAUGUUA